GCAUUCUCAUAAAAGCUGUCUUGGUCGAGAAGACAGAGAGAAACUCUCUCUCUUGUUCGGUUCCUUGUUCGCCGAUUCUACUGCGAAAAAGGUUUGUGAGACUUGGGUAAAGAGCUAAGAAAUGGAAGACGUACUAACAGAGAAUCCUCCACCUUCAAGAUUCUUCCAAGAAGAUCUCAACAACUUCGCCUCACCACCUCCUGAACCCCUUCCCUCUCCUUUCAUCGUCUUCUCAAACCCCAAACCCGAACUCCCCCUCAAACCAUCUCUCCUCAUCAUAGCCCUAUCUUCACCUUCCCUACACAUCUUCCACAGCUUACCUUCAAAGACUCUCAUCGGAACUCUCAUCAUCCCCGAACUCCCCUUCUCCGGAAACACCGUAGAGCCUUCUUUACAAGACAAGUCCUGCAACAUAUACUCCGUAAGUGAUAACAACAACAACAACAACAACAACAACAACGCGGUCCUUUUGGUUUCUGUUCAGCUUCCUGUCCCUCCUGAACGCUCUAACCUGGUCUCGAGGCUGCUCGUUGGCCAAGACAUUGUCCCUGCGAGGGUUAUCAUCUUGGACUCCAUUCAGAGCCGUAACUUCAGAGGGAGGCUCUCACCGGAUGAAGCAUUGGCUGCUAAACUCGAGACAUCAUCUGAGAAGAAAGCAGCAGCAACGUCUCGGUUGAGUCUUGAUUACUUUCCAUCAGGUAGUGUUAUCGAUGGUCUGAGUGCUUCGCUUUUGAGCAGAUGUCAGCUGAAGAAUAUCAGAGGGACGUUGGUGGUAUCGUGGCCUGAGUUUGAUCCUUCUGUGGUGAGAUUUCUAGGUGCUUUACUGAAGAGCAUUGUCCCGAGUCUGGAUAUUAAAAGUGUGGACAAAGAUCUGGAGAAGUACUCUUCAAGAACUGGUCUUAAAAGGGAUGCUUGGCUUGACUCUGAUCUAUAUACAUGAUUCAGAGAUGGCUUCUCAAAAUAGUUGUUUCUUGUUUCUUAUAUAAUGGCUUUUAGCUUUUCUUGGACAAAACAGACCUUAGGUGUUGGUGUGUGGUGUCCUCAUUGCAAACAGUUUGGUUUCUUCUCUUUGGGAAAAAUGAUCAUGCUGAGAUUAUUUAAGUUUA
Brassica oleracea var. oleracea is the source of this 1106-nucleotide messenger RNA. RefSeq lists its product as uncharacterized. Bases 122 to 940 code for a protein of 272 amino acids. The transcript is spliced from 2 exons. NCBI's taxonomy places the organism in Eukaryota, Viridiplantae, Streptophyta, Magnoliopsida, Brassicales, Brassicaceae. The record is from RefSeq and is a predicted model, not a curated record.